AUGAUAUUCUUUUCCAUUUUCCCGUACGCGGCAUUCGUGCAGGUGGUGGACACGGAGCUGUUCAAGCGCCUGCAGGAGAUCCACGGCAAAGACUACCAAGGUUUCAUAGCGACAAAGCUUGUCCCCGUAGUUGGCGACGUCAGGGAGACCAACAUCGGCAUUGCCCCCGAGCUGGCCGAUGAGAUCGCGGAGCGGGUGGACAUCAUCGUCAACUCCGCCGCCAAUACCACCUUCGACGAGAGGUAUGAUGUCGCCAUGGACAUCAACACCGUGGGGCCGUUCCGGAUAAUGAGUUUCGCGCAUCGGUUUCGAAGGCUGAAGCUCUUCCUGCAAGUGUCCACAGCGUAUGUGAACGGGCAGAGGCAGGGUGUCGUGCUGGAGAAGCCGUUUCGGUUGGGAGACACCAUUGGAAAAGGGUCAGCUGGAUCCUCGGAUUCUUCGGAGCAGCACAAGAACGCCGUGCUGGACAUCGAGGCGGAGAUCAAGCUGGCCUUCGAUUCGAGAAGGCGCGCCGAUGAUGACUCGGCUUCGUUCUCUCAAGAGAUGAAGGAUCUAGGACUAGAGAGAGCGAAGCUCCAUGGGUGGCAGGACACCUACGUGUUCACCAAGGCCAUGGGGGAGAUGGUGAUCAACAGCAUGCGAGGGGAGAUCCCCGUGGUCACCAUCAGGCCCAGCGUGAUCGAGAGCACCUGGAGAGACCCCUUCCCGGGCUGGAUGGAAGGGAACAGGAUGAUGGACCCUGUUGUCCUCUACUACGGCAAAGGCCAGCUGAGUGGAUUCCUCGCCGAUCCGGCCGGCGUUCUAGACGUGGUUCCGGCGGACAUGGUGGUGAACGCGACGCUGGCGACGAUGGCGAAGCACGGCCGGGCGGCGGAGGGGGGAAUGCACGUGUACCACGUGGCGUCGUCGACGGUGAACCCGCUGGUGUUCGGCGACCUGAGCCGGUUCCUGUUCCAGCACUUCACGAGGAGCCCCUACAGCGACGCGGCGGGGCAGCCCAUCGCCGUGCCGCCCAUGCGCCUCUUCGACACCAUGGAGCAGUUCGCCAGCUACGUCGAGACGGACGCGCUGCUCCGGAGCGCCAGGGCCGGCAUCCCCGCCGACGAGCGCCUCUCGCAGCGCCUCCAGGAGCUCUGCGCCAAGUCCGUCGAGCAGACCAUCCACCUCGGCAGCAUCUACCAGCCCUACACUUUCUACACCGGCAGGUUCGACAAUGGCAACACGGAGGGGCUCAUGGCGGAGAUGUCGGCAGAGGAAAAGGCGGCAUUCCACUUCAACGUGAGGAGCAUCGACUGGACAGACUACAUCACCAACGUCCACAUCCCAGGGCUCAGGAAGCACGUCAUGAAAGGGAGGGGCAUCGCCACGGAAACGCCACCCUCCUCCACGGUGCUCGCCGCCACCUCCACAGUGUGA
Triticum turgidum subsp. durum (durum wheat) is the source of this 1416-nucleotide messenger RNA. The record is from the annotation of a GenBank genome assembly. NCBI's taxonomy places the organism in Eukaryota, Viridiplantae, Streptophyta, Magnoliopsida, Poales, Poaceae.